Molecule: messenger RNA, 2898 nt
Organism: Hyposmocoma kahamanoa
Lineage: Eukaryota; Metazoa; Arthropoda; Insecta; Lepidoptera; Cosmopterigidae
Product: glutamate receptor 1-like
Exons: 18
Coding region: 85-2589 (834 amino acids)
Biological process (GO): synaptic transmission, glutamatergic; monoatomic ion transport; modulation of chemical synaptic transmission
Cellular component (GO): postsynaptic membrane; plasma membrane
Molecular function (GO): transmitter-gated monoatomic ion channel activity involved in regulation of postsynaptic membrane potential; glutamate-gated receptor activity
Source: RefSeq, a predicted model, not a curated record
GAACGAAAUCAGAACAAGACCUAUAAAAUUGGUGUAGUCUUUGAUCAGAACUCAGUGGAAAUUCAAAGCGUCUUCAAGUACGCGAUGGCACAACAUUCCACCCCGAACAAAAGCCGCCUUGACUUCCAAGUUUUCGUCGAUAUAAUAAACACGGCAGAUGCUUUCAAGCUUUCAAGACUUAUUUGUAACCAGUUCACUCGCGGAGUGAUCGCAAUGCUGGGAGCAGUAACGCCUGACUCUUUCGACAUUUUACAUUCUUACACCAACACUUUUCAGAUGCCAUUUGUAACCCCGUGGUUUCCGGAAAAGGUUCUUCCUCCAACAUCGGGUCUUGUUGAUUAUGCAGUGAGUAUGCGACCUGACUAUCAUCACGCUGUUAUGGAUGUCAUCAGCUACUACGGCUGGAAGAAUAUUAUUUACCUCUACGAUUCGCAUGAUGGGUUACUUCGACUGCAACAGUUGUACCAAAGCUUGGACCCUAGGACUGCUACAUUCCGUAUUGCAAACGUAAAACGAGUAGGCAACGCUUCUGAUGCAAUCGAAUAUCUCAAUGCCAUAGAACGGCUUGAUCGCUGGAGCAAAAAAUUCGUAGUUCUCGACUCUACAACACAACUGGCUAAAGAUACCCUAAUUAUGCAUGUGCGUGACGUGCACCUCGGCCGCAGAAACUACCAUUACUUAUUGAGCGGACUGGUGAUGGACGAUCGCUGGGAGAAAGAGGUCGCCGAGUUCGGAGCUAUUAACGUAACUGGAUUCAGAGUGGUAGACUUUUCUAGAAAAUUCGCUCGUGAUUUCGAAAUUUGGAAAAGGACUGGCAUUUCGGCCAAAUCAGCAUUGAUGUUUGACGGUGUGCAAGUUCUUGUGGAUUCAAUAACUCGCCUCCUACGUAGGAAGCCUGAAGCUUUCCGUGCCAGUAUGCGACGCAACGCUAAUGCGAAUACCACCAAGAUCAUUGAUUGCAAUCCCAAGGGAAAAGUCACCCCUCUGGAACACGGCGACAAGAUAUCCAAGAUGAUCAAAAAAACGGAGAUAGAAGGGUUGACAGGCAUCAUCAGAUUCGACGAAGCGGGUCACCGUCGCAACUUUUCGCUACAAGUUCUUGAGAUGACCUUGUCUGGAGAUAUGGUGAAGAUUGGAACUUGGUACGACGACAAAGGCCUCCGUCCUCUUAACCCAAAGUCAAGGCCUGAAAGCGUAACGGGAUGGUACGACCGAAACAAGACAUACAUCGUGUCGACCAUAGAAGAGCCACCUUACAUUAUGCGCCUAAAUCCCGAAUACCCAGCAUCCGGAACUAUAGAUCCAUACAAAGGAUUCUGCGCGGACCUAACCAAGAUUUUGGCUGAUAAGUUGGAAAUCAAAUACGAAUUGCGCACAGUCAAAGACAGUAAAUACGGAAACGAGGAUCCGAAAAUAGUUGGAGGUUGGGACGGAAUGAUCGGAGAAAUAUUGAGACAGGAAGCCGAUAUGGCGAUAGCUCCACUAACAGUAACUUUAGAAAGAGAAUCUGUUGUGGACUUCAGUAAGCCAUUCCUAUCUUUUAAUAUAAAGGCGUACGGCAAUAAGAACUCAAGAGAUAAUUGGUCAAUAUUCAGUUUCCUGCGACCGCUCUCUAAUGAGGUUUGGGUCUGCAUAGUACUCAGCAUGUUUGCUGUCGGAAUUGUUUUGUACCUCGUUUCACGAUUUUCACCGUACGAAUGGCGAGUAGUAUCAAUAUCCGAAACUCCAAACUCUGACAAUCCUGAUGUCACUGACACGAAGACUCAAGUCAUCAACGAAUUCAGCUUUGGGAAUUCGUUAUGGUUCACAUUGGGUUCUUUUAUGCAGCAAGGCAGCGACAUUUCGCCGAGAUCUGUCUCCGGGAGAUUGGUGGGCUCAGUGUGGUGGUUCUUCACUCUGAUCGUCAUCAGUUCUUAUACAGCUAAUCUUACUACUUAUCUCACCGUGACGCGUAUGGGUGGCACUGUUUCAAAGUAUGAACAAGUAGCUAAUUGUCCAGAGGAUACUGUGGUAGAAGAGCCUGGGUGGAUAUCCUAUUUCUUAUAUCAUGCGGCUGGCAUCAUCACUGGAAAUGUCCCUUGUGAGAUGCUGGUGACGAAUGACGGAGUCAAGGAUUUUGCAGUUGCUUUGCCAAAAGGAUCGAAAUUGCGGGAAGGCAUCAAUUUAGCUUUGCAGGGUAUGAAAAACGAUGGGCUACUGCAAAAACUCACACGAACUUGGUUCUAUAAGACAGAAUGUGAUGUGGUCGAUGCUCAAAGAUACGAAGCUGAGCUUACCUUAAGCCAAGUUGCUGGACUAUUUUAUGUGCUGAUUGGAGGACUGACUUUGGCCAUGAUCGUCGCUCUGAUAGAGUUCUGCCAGUACGGUCGUCAAGAGGCUGCUCGUGCCAAUAUAUCGCUGAGAGAGGCAUUGACGGCUAAGACGCGUCUAAUCACAUAUAUCGAGCGCAAACCACUAGCACAACGCUUACAACAACGCGAACAAGAACGUGUACCUUGGAACGGCGGCGUUUUUACUGGGUACUACUCACCCAGCAAUCAGGUAACUCAAGAGGAGACUUCGCUGCAAGCGACCUUCACGCAAGUCUGAUCCUCGCCACGGGACUGCGGUACCGUGCGCCGUUUGUCCCACACCAGGCAGCUGUCCAGAUCCAUUGAUCUAUUCCAACUGUAAACCAUCAUUUGCAAGAUGGAGGGAAAUGUGAGCAAGUAGGCUAGCUUGAUAAAAUGCCUUCCCUGUUUAUAAAAUUAUGUUGUCCUAUUCUACAACGUUAUGACUUUCCACUUUACUUUUUACUUUAUUCAUUAUUAUCCUUGUCUUUAAAACUUUUAUUUACUCAUUUAAUAAUCAGUUUCUCCUAAAUCAAGCUGAAUGAUAGAUCAUAGCACGAAAAUACCA